AUGGAUGCCCGCCGGCGCAAGUGUGAUCGUGCUCGCCCGACGUGUCAGGUUUGUGCUGAACGCGGAGUGGCAUGUGAGGGUUAUGAUGUGCGUCUCCGCUGGGGAACCGGAAUUGCCUCGCGAGGGCGAUUUACCGGCGCCAAUGCGCCAGCCGAGUCGUCGAUUCCACCGAGGCUGCAGGGACGACAGAGGGAUCUGAUUCGGGAGAGGAGGCGGCAGUUGCAGAUAGCUGAUCAAGUGUGCGAACGUUCUCCUGGAUCUGGGACCCUAGUAGAGGGAACUGAAGAAUUACAACUUGGCGCGUUGCUUUCCGAACCUUGGAAUGCGAAUCAUGAUGCGGAGGUGUUCAGUGACUUCCUUUCUUCGGGCAUCAACGUCCUUCACUCCACGACCGUCCAAGAUGGUGAAAUGCCACUCAAAGUACGGCUACCAGGACUUUGUCAACAAUCGGAGGCUCUCUAUCAAAUAUGCAUCACACUACAGGUUUCUAUACGGUUAGACUUGAAGUCUCAAUUCUUCGAGUAUUUUGACGCGGCCUUGAACAAGUUCCGUAGCGAGCUGGCUCAGAGCGAAGCCUAUUUAGAGGAUGAUCAUGCAAGGGAUACCGUGGACUAUGCAUCUGCGAGGGAUGUAUAA
Aspergillus niger is the source of this 636-nucleotide messenger RNA. RefSeq lists its product as uncharacterized. The record is from RefSeq and is a predicted model, not a curated record. NCBI's taxonomy places the organism in Eukaryota, Fungi, Ascomycota, Eurotiomycetes, Eurotiales, Aspergillaceae. The coding region runs from base 1 to 636 and encodes 211 amino acids. Gene Ontology annotation, molecular function: DNA-binding transcription factor activity, RNA polymerase II-specific; zinc ion binding. The transcript has 5 exons. Gene Ontology annotation, biological process: regulation of DNA-templated transcription.